Molecule: messenger RNA, 633 nt
Organism: Saxophila tyrrhenica
Lineage: Eukaryota; Fungi; Ascomycota; Dothideomycetes; Mycosphaerellales; Extremaceae
Exons: 2
Coding region: 1-633 (210 amino acids)
Cellular component (GO): cytosol
Molecular function (GO): protein-disulfide reductase activity
Source: RefSeq, a predicted model, not a curated record
AUGUCUUCCAAAGUGAUCGAGAUAAACUCCAACCAGCACUUCAAAUCCACCGUCGCCUCAUCCACCUACACCGUCGUCGACUUCUACGCCGACUGGUGUGGUCCCUGCAAGCAAAUCUCUCCGAUCUUCUCCCAGCUCGCAACAGCAGAGAGCAAACCCGGCAAGAUAGUCUUCUGCAAAGUGAACGUCGACAACCAGAAAGAUGUCGCAGGAACCUAUGGCAUCUCUGCUGUUGGACACGACAGCAUGCCCACCUUCCUCAUCCUCAAAGGCACCUCGGUAGUCGAGACCGUCCGCGGCGCCAACCCCACCGCCCUCCGCACCGCCAUCCUCUCCGCCGCCGCCAACGCCGCAAAAGGCCCUGCGAAGAGCAGCGCGAGUUUCUCUGGCAAGGGGCAGACGCUCGGCUCGAGCGACAGCAAUAUAACGCCAAAGACAGUGCAAGCGCCGAGCGUGGAUUGGAGUGCGCUGAUGGCGAGUCCGGCGGCUUUUGCGCAGGGGAGAGGCUGGCCGGGUGCGGUGGUGCGGUUUGUGGGGUUGUAUGUGUGGACGCUAUUGAGUUUGGAGCCGAUGAAGGCGGCGCAGGAGAGUCCGUUUACUGUGCAGACGAGUGGGGGAAGGAGAGUGGGUUAA